Messenger RNA from Triticum urartu, 1629 nucleotides. The record is from RefSeq and is a predicted model, not a curated record. Lineage: Eukaryota; Viridiplantae; Streptophyta; Magnoliopsida; Poales; Poaceae.
AGCAGGAACCCUCUAGAAUCCCCAAUCCGGCAAUUCCCGCACGGCAGCGUUUCCAUCCCCCCUUUCUUCUUCUUCCAACGGCCGAAAGGGUCGUUUCGCAAGUUCUUGAGCCGAGCGGGUCGAGUCCGCGGCCAGAGAGACCAACGGAAAUCAAAGAACAGGUUCGCGAACCCCUCCGACAUCGCCCCCUCCCGUCCCGUCCCAUGGCGACGGGGGAGACCGAGCGAGGCUCCUCCGACGGCCUCCCCGAGGACAUGAUCCCGGAGAUCCUCGCCCGCCUGCCGCCCAAGCACCUCCUCCGCUCCCGCGCCGCCUGCAAGGCCUGGCGCGACCUCGCCACCGACCCCGCCUUCAUCCGCAGGCACCACUCCUUCCAGCCACGGCAGGCCCUCGUCUUCACCUACGGCGUCGGCGGCUGCCUCCAGGCCGUCGACCUCGCCACCAACAAGCGCCGGACGGUCCUGCGGGUCAUCCAGAGGGUGCCCCCGCCCCGCCCCUUCGCCGACGGCGCACUCAUGGUCCACGGCUCGUGCGACGGCCUGCUCCUCCUCAGCUUCCACAGGUCCUUCUUCGUCUGCAACCCUGCCACGCGCCAAGGCGCCCGCCUGCCGCUGCUGCUUCAGGAUGGCCGAGAUGUCCUGGGGUUCUACCAGCACGCCGCUUCCGGGGAGUACCGGGUGCUGUACCACGAGGCUGGGGGCCUGGGCCUCCAGAUGUCGCACACCUACUACGUCCUCACGGUGGGAUCCCCGCAGGCCAGGAGCAUCGACCUUCGCACGUCGUCGGCUGAAGUGGGCGCCGGGCUGAUGGGAGGGCUGGAGCGCUCUUGCACAUCGCCGCCCGUCCUUCUCCAUGGCAGCCUGCACUGGUCGCCGCAACUGAGCCAAGGGGGCCACAUACUGGUGUUCGACCAGGCUGCUGAGUCAUUCAGGCGGAUCUCUCCUCCCGCGCAGGCGAUGCUGACCAAGGACGACCACACGCAGCUGUUUGAGAUGGAGGGCAAGCUUGUCAUGUUCUGCUCGCCCCAAUUCGCAAAGAACUUGGCGGUUUGGUUCAUGGAUGACUACAAGGAGAUGCGCUGGGUCUGGAAGUACUGGGUUAAGCUGUCCUUCAAGCUUGCUUAUCAACCUAUACCGUUGCCACCUUGUCCGAUUGUCCUGUACCAGGAGGGGGAUAUGCUGGUGCCGGAGGAAGUCUCUGACAAGGUGUUGCAUUGUGAUAAGACGGGUAAAUCGCUGGGGCCUGUUGACUGCUCUGCUGGGGGCACCAGAGUUACUCCACAUAUGCUCAAAGAAAGCCUUGUCCUCCAUGACUUCCUUCAGAUGCAGCGGAAUGAUGGUGCCUGUGAAUGGUUCUCCGAGGUCGAGUUCGCUGAUGGCUCGGAUACUGCAAUCGCUGGUGAUGAAACCCAAACUGAUUAGCUUCUUCUGAUCAGUUUGACCUAUUUGAACAGUUUGCCCCAUUCAUGAUUCGCGCAGCGGUUACAGAGGUUCACAGAUAUUGAUUCCUUCUUUCUCUUUUAAUACGACAGCAGGGGUUUCUUGUAGUCUGUGCAAUUAUAUCGUGUUAUGUCUCAGUACAAUGUAUGUUGGAUAUUGCAUGUUUUCCAUAACAUGGAUUUUGAACGAA